ACUCCUCCUCUUUCCCUCUCGUGUCUCCUAUCAGUUCAUUCUCGUUUUCUGGAUGUUUCUUCACUUUUUAACAGCAGCAGAUCUGAUCUUUGACAGAGGUGACAGAUCUUUGCGGAUUGUUUCAUAGCCUACAGUUUUACAGUUUCGUUUUAGUAACCUACUCAGAAAGUUCUCUUCAGCUUGAGGGCAUCCAUCCUUUUUAUCAACACGGAUGUCCAGCUUCAAGGAGAGGAUAUGUAUCAGGGCAUAAUGACAACCAACCACGGGACCCCCUCCUAUGAGGCCGGAUUCCUCCACAACGCCUCCACGGGCACCUCUCCGGUGUACGUGCCCACCACCCGGGUCGUCACCCCCAUGAUCCCGGCGCUGCCGUACCUCCAGACCCCCGGGGCCUCUCAGCAGAGCAGCCCGGUGUCAAGCCACUCUGCCUGGGCGCAGCCGGGCGCAGACUCAGUGUCCUCGUACAACCACUCCUCUCCGGUGUCCCCUCGCUUCAGCUUCUCCACCAGCCCGCCUCUGUCCUCCGGGAUGGCCUCGGCCCGGGAGACAGCAGCGGCUUCAUACGCUAGUCCGCUAAACAUCUCCGCCAACGGGAGGGAGCACUACGGUGCCCGGAGUCUCAGCGGGUCCUAUCACAGCCCCUAUCCGGCUUAUAUGAGCCCCAACGUGGGGGGAACGUGGGCGGCAUCCCCGUUUGAAAGCCCGGUGCUCCACGGGUUGCAGACUGGGGGUCCACCUGGCACAACACGGCACCCAAACAUUGGUAAGACACUAUUAUAUAUAUAUAUAUAUUUUAAGUGACUGCAUUUUCCCCUCUCUCUCUUGAGAAAGUGUUGUCUUUUAUAUAAAUUGAAAUUAUUGUUUUGAAACCACUGUUUUCAGGGAGAGGACAGGAACUAAAAGAAUGAAGUUUAGGCCCAAGAAAACAGAGCUGCAUGUUUUUAUUUAAUUUUCCUGUUUGCCUUAAUCAGUUAUUUAAUUCCACACAUUUUAAUAGCCUGUUAUUUUUUUUGCUGACCUUUACAAAUUCUAUUGAAACCUUAAAAUCAAACCUAUGCUGAUUCAUAACGUGGUCUUCACGUAUAGCAGGAAUUAUCUAACAAAUACAGAUUACUUGUGUAAAUAAAGAUUAAAUUUUAAAAAGGCCAAUCAAGAUAAGGCUGUGCUUUAAUUAUCCUGCACGCCGAACAAGCAAUAGAUUACACGAGAAAAACUGAUUUGGACGCACAAAAACACAAUCCAUUUUAAAGUUGAGCCGACUAUUUGAUUAUUUGAUUUUACAAAAUAAGAGGGAAAAUAUCGCAGAAAUCGGUUUGAUUAAGUGAUCGGCCUCAUCGGCGACUUAACUACAUUCCUCUUUUUUAUUUGAAGAUAAAUCCUUGUCUGUCUGGUCACAAUAUUUAAUAAAUCAAUAUCCAUCUAAUUUUAAGUGAGUUUGUUUCAUUUUCGCUACUUAAACUCAUUUUAAUUCAAACAGCGCCCAAACAGCCUCAACUCAACUGGCAGACAGUCAAAGGCUGCCACAAUUAGUGAGGAAGGGUCUUGAUAUUUACUUUGGCCUAUGGAGUCCUGAAUAACAGUUUUAAUACCCGAUCGUCACCCCUAAUAAUUUGACGUUUAUUUCGAUCUGAAAGAGAAUUUCUACUCGACAGUGUCGCUAUUAGGACUGCCUAAACUGACAGACAUUUUCCUUCACAAAAAUCAACGUUGUUUCAAAUGACUUUUAUUCCCUAAAUUCAUUCUGAGUAAGAAUAUCGUCUGGUCUUUUUGCUGGACUGGGUUUCGUCAAUACGCUUUAUUCGUUUAAUGACGGUAAACUAUACAGAACUGGAAAAAACUUCCAGACAUCCAGUUCCACAAUAAGGCUGCAAACAAAGAUAUCAAAGUGAUCGCCAUUUUGACACAAUUUAGCCAAAAAGAGACGUGGAAGGCUAUCAUAGGGUUUUUUUUUCCGCAUAGGGUUUUUUUUAACAGUAUUUAACGAGAUUUUAAAACAAGUAUCCAUAACUCAACAAAAUUUGUAUGAAUGGAUUUAUGAUUUUAUAGUUCUCAUCUAAAAAUUAAAUAACAAAUACUAAAUCUAAUCAGGACAUUUCUAUGAAUUGAGACAGAAAGAUUAUUGUUGUGCUAUAAAUUAAUAUUUAACCUAUAUAGGUUGAGGGUAUUAUUCCUAAGCUGUGUAUUUGACUGUGGCCUUGUAGCCUGUGGGUUUUAUUUGAUGUGAAGUGUGUGUGUGAGGAAAAAAGAUCCUGAACUGAUCCUCACCUGGACUGUAAAGGACCUUUAAGGACAUAAAAAGUCCUCUGUCAUUCAGAUGAAGAAGAGGUCACCUCAGUAUAUGUUUCAGCUUUCUGUGCUGGAGGUGAAUUUAUCCGAGUGCUGGAUGAACUCUGGACUGAAUCACUACUCUAUGAUUCUGCUUACGUUGACAUUUUUCAGCCUGUGUUUCUUCUAAGUUGGACAUUAACUGAAAACAAUCAUUCAUGUUUAAUUUCUUGUUCUUGAUUAAGUCAUUUACAACCUAAUUUGAAGGCCUGGGUCAUAAUUAUCAAAUCACCUAUUAUUAUUAUUAACCAAAAGAGCAGCUGAUUUCAGAAGAUCACUUCUUUCAAUAAACACCUGUGUGCCAGAAAAACAACCAAACAUGUGGCAGUUUUCUCAUUUGAAUACCUGAAAUGAUUAAAUGAGCAAAUCCUUAUAAAGUGUUAGUUAAAGAGAGGAAUGAUUGGUUGUGAUCAGAGUGUUCGAGAUAAAAGUAUUGAUCCAUGCUGACCUCCUCAUCUGAUCACAGUUACACUCAGCUCACAGAGCAGUCUGUUUGAUCACUGCGUAUCUUUCUUUAUGUUUCACUGUUUUGGGUUAAGAUUAAAUCAAAUGGCAGACCGUGAUUGGUCACUUGGAUGGUGUAGAAGAAAAACUUCACUGUUACAGUUGAAUAUUUUUGAUACUUAUUGUUUAACACCUAGCUCUAAUGAAAACAUCAAUUUUUUGAACGUAUGUUUUGAGACAGCUGAUAUAAAUCUCAAAUUCAGUUUUAAUCACUUUUUGAAGAAAUCUACCAUAACUGCCCAUAUAUAAAUAUUCAUUGCUUAUGAGGGUUUUUUUAAAAGAUAUUUCACGAUUUUGAUUUGUUUGUUUGUUUGAUCAAAUCUACUUAUUCAAAUAAAAAAGCUAAACAUUUUUAAUAUUUGAUUUAUUUUUUGGUUAGAUAUCCACGGAAGCCCGUGUCAAAAUACAUAAAAGUAUGUUCUUUUUUUCUGAGCUUCUCCGGAUAAAAUGAGCUGCAUUUCCAGAGUUAAAACACAAAAACAAACACAGAGAUAGGCCUACAGGCUCAGCUUUUACCUCUUUAGAGCAGGCUAUGGCAGCAUGGUCAACUGUGAGCCGGCCUAUUAUGGUGACCAGAAUUUAUGUGUCGAUUCUAGAUCACUACGCAUCAGGAGAAAACAAGCUUUGUUAUCUUGAGAUGAUGAGAUGAAUUGAUAUACUAGAAUAAAAAAAACAGCUUGGUUACACUGACAUUCAAAUCAAAUUAAGUCAAGUCAAAGAAAUGUUUCUAUCAAGUAUCAGAAACUGCGUAAGACAGACUUGCAACAAAAGAGGCAUGCUCAUAAACACAUCAUUUCAGUGCCAUAUUAUGAGAUCUUAACAGUGAAGAUAGUAAAGCAGGAUCUUGAGAAGAUUAAAUUAAUUAAAUUGAUCCUUGACUGCAGAAGUUUAAGUAAAUAAAAUAUACAGCUGAGUGUAGAUAUGAAUGGUUAUAGGUAUGAUCACUCUGCUGAGCCUUCAAUUUGCCCAGCAUGGCCGCUUACAGCAUUACAACAUUUCUCAAACAUGCACUGACAUUCUGGCCAGUAUCAUAAUGAUUCUAUAAUUGCAUAAUGUUUUUUGCAGUUUUUAUAGGGUAUAAGAUAUGAAAAAAACUUUAGGGACUAAAUAGCAUGCACAAAAUAUAACAUGAUCUCAAACAAGAACAGGCAGCAAAAGUUUCAGAUAAAAACCUUAUACUGCUGUACUUCAAAUGUAAUUUGCUGCUGUGCUCAAAAGAUGAACUUACAACUUAAGUAGAAAAACUAUUUAUAUACAACUAAUUGUAUGGUGGUUACUUUAAAUAAAAACCCUCUUUGCCUCUCCUGCUGGGCAUGAGGUCUCUAACUCAAAGAAUCCAAAGAAAGCCAACUUGCAGGCUAUCUGGAAAGAAACAAGACAGAUAUAAAAAAGAACAAACUGAGAAUCUGUUAAAAAAUGGUCAGAUAUACCCUGAAGUUUGUUUUCUAAAUAAAAAUGCUACUUAUUGCCUGGCAGCAUUAAAUCCACGGUCAGAAAACUUGUUUUUUCUUGUCCCAUGAAAGCAUAGUAACCUGUAACAUGUUCUCUUGCCAAACUUACUCCAAUCAGGUGAGCAGUCGUGACAGCAGGGCCAACAACAAAAAAAUGUAUUUCUUUGAUUGGAUUGUUACUGACACUAAGAGAGCAGAAUUUUACUCAUCAUAAUUGUUUGCAUAGCCUCAUUAUAAAACAAAAGUAGUGGCGUAAAGCGUAAAGCAAAAUAUGGGGAAUACAAGUAGCCAUAUUUUUGAAUGAUUCAUAAAUCGACUUUAUUUUUAACGCUAAUAUAGAAAUAUAUCAGAACUGGGCCUGAUAUGCUGGUUUCCAUUACCUCAUAUAAUGGCUAUAAGCUUUUCUGGUCUAGUUUUGAUAUAGUGAUCAUUUGCUUGUAGUUGUUACCUGAAAUGUAAGUAUUUCAGACAAGAAUGUUUUUGUGUUAUGAAGUCUCUCUACUUUUUUUCUUAGCAGAGCAAGUGAAAUUUUGCUCCUUUUUAAAAUGACCUGUUAGCUGUGCAUGUGUAACUCUUCACAUAUAUCACAGUCUGAUGAGUCUGUUUCACCUUUGACCCCUUAAAUCGUCACUGUGUGUGUUUGUAACUGCACCCUGAUAACAACUCGGGCUGACAUCAAUGUGACGGAAAAACAACCCUCCACUAGAUAGACAUACACUGCAGUCACACUUUUUGUGUAUUGUCUUGUGUUGCUUUGUUGUGUUGGCUACAACUGCUGCCUAGCUCAAGGUUAGCGUGCCCUGCAGAGCUCUAUUUGGCUCUCGGCCUUGGAGGAGGCCUGAACAGAGAGGAGCAGAUGGAGGACAGAUUUAUGCCAUCCCAGUAUUAUUACUAAUAGUGGAGUGUUGUGAAAAAAAAACCAAGAUGAUCAAAUUCUGAAGCAAAAUUUGUUUUGUUGUCCACUUCUCAAAGCAUUCCCAAUCAUGGACCCACAUUGCUGAUACAAGUCAUGACAAAUACUAAAUCUAAUCACAGUUUUUUUUUUUGUUUUUGUUUCAGUGGAGUCAGAGGAAAGCUGAAAUGUCACUUCCACACCAUAAAUUAUUCCCCGUCCCUCACAUAACUAAUUGGUUCUUUGUAAAAACGAUUAUAUUAAUCAUUUGUCGUGUUAUCUCAGUUAGAGGGAGUGAAGAAAUGUGACCGACACAGAGUCUCUAUUAGAAAAUGAUGGAGAUCCAUUCUGUCUCUAUUUCCAGCUGACUCUUUAUCUCAAGCUGAGCUGUGAUAAGGAGGGAUUCCAGGCAGCCGUUGUGUGGGCUGGUUGGACUGUAGACAGCACCACCUGCUGGUGGAGAAAUUACACUGCAUUGGAUGAUUGCUUGUCAGGCUUUAACAGUGUCAUGCAGUGUUUCAAAGUGACAUAUUAAUUUAAACAAUACAUUAAAGAGUACUUUAAAGGUACCCCCAGAAAAGUCACCGUCAUUCAAAUUAAAAUAAGAUGCACAUGACCGCAUCCCUUACAUUAGUAUUAGUUUUUAGUCUUGCUUUUAACUAAAUUUUAUAUCAUUAACUUUACUAAAGUGUUUUAGCAUUUGUCCCUUUCUAGUUUUAAUGACAGGAUCAUCUUUUAUUGAGCUAUUUUGGUGCUCUUAUUUUGGUAUCUUUUAUUGUUGUUUUCAUUUCAUUUUAUUAUUUCUUAAAUUUCAUCUUAUGUUACUUUGUUUUUAGAUUUUAACCCAACCUCAAGUGUUUCCUUAUCUCGAAUUUUAAAAUGGCGUUUGCUCAGUGCGCACAUUCCUGUUUCUAUGAAAUCGAGUCCUUUUCAAGUUCAUGCAUUUUAGUACAUGUUUCUGUUGUGCUUAGAUCACGGGGUGGGAAUCCGGGAUUGGGUUAAGGUAGAUCCGGGUAUUCUUUGUGUCUUUUAUUCCUCUGCUGCGUAAAGCACUUUGUGCUACAUCAUUUUGUAUGAAAAGUGCUAAACAAAUAAAGACUGAUUGAUUGAUGGUACAUAAACAUAAAGUGUGUUGAGAUUGAUCAUACUCAUAAAGUUAAACACUCUUUGUGCUAUAUGAGAGGGGGGAAUAAUUUAAAGUAGAUAGCACUCUGUAUUAGCAUCAGGCAUUGUGCAUGAUUUGCCUCCACUAUUUGUCCUGUCUUAAGGUCCAGUUCAUAUAACAUGCUGCUCUAAUUCUAUUUAAGCAAAAACACACCAUCAUUCUUUGCAGUUCUGUGCAGUUUGCUCUAGUUUUGCUCCUCGUUGCUGUCAGACAUCUUUUUUUGCUGUGCACUCUCAUCCCAACAAAACUCAUUUUUGGCCUAAUAUCUAUGAUUUACUGUAUGGGGAGGGGAACUUUCUUAACAGUGUAUCGUGGCGUCAAUUCAUGACAGAUGUGAUGCUAAUUUCCCCAUUAAUAACAUGGUUACGGCCCUGCGGGGCAAGUCGGCAAGAGCACCUCCUGCAUCAUAACACCAGACUGUCAGGGGUGUGUUGAGCCCUGAACUGAUCAGAGUUGGAGAUAUGUAGUCUUCAAAUCAGCUAGAUUUGAAGACUACAUAUCUCUGAGUAGGGCUGGGCAAUACGGGAAAAAGUUUAUCACUAUACAUGUUUUUCAUAUCAGUGGAUAUUGAUAUGUUUCAUGAUAUUUAAAACAAUUCAUUUGUCAAUCUGAAAUGCUCCCUGUUACUCUUAAAUGAAAUUUAACAUGUACUUGACAUAAUUUACAGUGCACAUUACUCCGACCUCAGAAAAACAAAAUACCUCCAAACCAUCCAGGUUGAGCCUUUAUCUGCAUUUCUCCUGGGGGUAGCACUCAUUUUCUUUUUUUUUCCACCGACAGUGCUGUCAGCUUAACGUGUUAAAGUGCUGUGGUUGUGUGUAGCUGCAGUCUGCUACAACGCUGUUUUUUGCUACUUGGUUCUAAUUCAGCACAUGAUUGAUUCAGCGCGGAGCGGCCCGCAGCAACUCCCCUUUUCACUGGCUAUUGGUAUAGUCUAACAAAACAUGGCAGAAUGCCGACAAGAUCGAAAAGCAUAUUGACCAUGUUUCAUAUCGAUAUCGAGGGAAAUUAAUUUUUUAUAUAUAUCUUUAUCGUUUUAUCGUCCAGCCCUAUCUCUGAGGAUAUCCUGUCACUACUGUGUCACACUGACCACCAAACUCUCAGCAGCCAGUAAAAUACAAUUUCAACAAAGUGUGACUUGUAGUAUGUGUGUUUGUGAAUUGAACUAUUUUCAAAGAAUUUCAUUUGCACAUGAAAAAGGGACAGUUUUGCCACAAUUUACUGCGCUUUGUCAUAUUUUAUGAAAUACAUGCGGCACGAGUUCACAGACAGUCUAAGCUGCAGCUCUAUUAGGUGGUGUCUUUUUGUUUCACGUGCACUUUUAGUGAAUAUCUAUUGCUUAAAGCUUUUGUGAAAAACUUUAAGUUUGCGUGUGUUUGUGCCCCCUGUGGACAUCAGUAUCUUUUCUGGAUUUAUCCUCAAAAUGCUUAAAUGGUUUCCUCUGGCAAAAAAAAAAAAAAAUUCUACAGUCUUUUCACAGUUAAAUGUAUGAUUUAAAGUGAAUAUUGUGUGUGAGAAAUGUAAAAACAGGGCUCUUUCUUUAGGUGCUUGGUUGAUGCCUACCCCCUUGCACCCAUUUUAGGCAUUUAAAAAGUGUUUCCACAGUUUUUCCUCAUGAUAACCAGAAUUGAAUACUUUCAAUGGGUUGUUUAACAGUUAAGUCAUGUAAGACCCAGAAAUCUGUUUUUUUUUUAAGUCAUUUUAUGAACAAAAGCAAGUUUCUCUUUGGUCCCGACACACUCUAUAGUAGUCAAAAGCUCAGGCAUAUGACACACAGUAAGUUCUCUGUCUUGUUGUCCUUCUUCAGACCUGUUCGAUGACUUUGCUGAGGGCAGAGAGUGUGUGAACUGUGGGGCAAUGUCCACCCCCCUCUGGAGGAGAGAUGGUACGGGUCACUAUCUGUGCAAUGCCUGUGGACUGUACCACAAAAUGAAUGGAAUCAACAGACCUCUCAUUAAACCUCAAAGACGGCUGGUGGGUGACAGUGGAGCAAACCCACUUCCUUUAUCUUCAUUUUCACACGAAUCAUACUGUAAGGAAAUAAACAAUGUUACAUAGGGGACAGAUUUACUCACAGAGGAGAAAUGUCUGUCUCCUUUUUUCUCUCCUUUCUUUACAUUCUUACAGUCUGCCUCCAGGAGGGUGGGCCUGUCCUGCACCAACUGUCACACCACCACUACCACCCUGUGGCGACGAAACGCAGAGGGAGAGCCAGUGUGUAACGCCUGUGGCCUCUACAUGAAACUCCACGGGGUGAGUGAGGAAUAAUAAAACUUGUUUGUCCACACAUUUAACUGAUAACUUUUCUUCAAAUGUCUCUACUCAUGAAUUUUUUAUACACUUGUUGUUUUUUUUGUAAUCUCUUUUUUAAUGUUGAAAUAAAAGGCUUUAGCUUUUCCAUGAUGCUUUGACAGGUACCACGACCCCUGGCUAUGAAGAAAGAAGGGAUCCAGACCCGCAAACGCAAACCCAAGAACCUCAACAAGUCACAGACUGGUGAGAUUUAACUCUUGUACUUGCUCUUUUUGUUUGUAACUAUAGAUUAUAGAUGUAUGAGCAGCAGCAUGACUUGAAUUCAUGAAUACGGCUUUUGCGCCUGAAAAAGAGCAUAGAUUUGUAUAUUAUGAGUGUAAAAUGACCUCAGGCCUGUUCUCUAAAGGGACCCCAGGCAGUGAGGGGACCCCUGUGACUCCCAGCAGCACUCCCAGAGCGUCCGCCAACGCCACAGAGGAGCCUCGUCAGAUAAAGACAGAGCCAGACACUCAUAGCUUGUACACACACCACGGCACACAUACACAGGUUAGACACUUCAUGCAUCCGACUGCAGACAAUUUAGUGAACAAAUUUGGCUUAGAGUGUGCAAAAUGAAGAAAGCUGUGAAAUGAGUCCUGAAACUAUUGAAAUAGUCUACAAAAUUGAGCCUUACUUUGCAGAUUUUAAAUCUUUUUUUCUCUCCUUCACAUCCUUGUAGAUUUCAGCCUUGCCAGCCUACAUGGCAGCUCAAGGUGGGGCCAUUCCUCUAAAGAUGUCCCCUGGGGGCCACAGUGGGUCAUCUAACUCCAAAGCUGAGCCCUGGAACAACCUAAUCCUGGCCUAGGUGACCAACUAACCGACAUUUAAGACCAAAUUCUUCUUCUAAGUAAACUCUCCUGAGAGAUGAGGGUCUGCAGAGACCAGCUCUGGAUGUUUCAUCACAGCCAAGGCAAACGCCCUGCAGUUCCUGCACUACAACUCACUGGGACAAAUCUGUGGAUGCCACAAAUGAAAUAAAAGAGUUCAACAGAACUGUUCUGGGUGUUCAAUCACCUCACAUGAGGACUGAAUGGAGAAUCAGGAGAAAAAAUGGACUGUUUUGUCACUCUUACCUUUUAUACCAAUGUAGAGCAGGUGAAGUCUUUGACCGAUACUGUAACAUGUACCAGUAGCUAGUGACAGAGACGGUCAGACUUUGUGUACCUGACUUGACUCUAUUUCAGUAGUUUUGUUUUCAUUAUGAUGCCAAAAACCAAGAAGUACAAAUUUGUUCGAGGAUAAGAAGGGCAGUUGUUGUAAGUUUGUCGAAAGGGUCAGUUUACUUUAACGCUUCUGGGAGGAGUGUUUGGCUAGUUAGUUAACUAGUGAAGACUGAGAUAAAUGCUAUUUUUCCAAUUUACAAAAGCAGACAAGACCAUUUGCAGAAGUUUUCACCAUACUAUACAGUUAUGUUCACUCUCUUAAAUCACUGCUGGGGGCAGAUGCCAAUAAUAAUAAUACUUUACACCCUUGUUUUGAUAUUGAACACAGCAAAGUCUCAUGAUUUAAAUUAAAGCAAAAUAAGAUUUAUUUCAUGUACAAGACAAUGUCACCAAUUGGAGCAAUGAGAAUAGAGGUAUUCCUUUUUCACCAAAAUCAACACAAACAGAAAAUACCUCACAGGAGCUUUAAUGCAGAAACUAACAGACAUUUACCGUCACAAUGACGCGUCUUUCAAAUCGUAAAUUACACUUGCUUGUUUUCGAUUGAGUUAGCGAGUCUCGUAGAAAUCUACAGCCCCAGUUUGGUCAAUGCAUGGUAUCAUUUUAUGUUUGGUCAGCAAUUUUACAUGAUAAUUUUUGAUGAUCUUACAGACUAUCCUAUAAGGCACUUUGAGUUUUUGAAGGAUUAAUUAACCAGCACCAUGUUAUGACAUCCAAUCAUAAAAUUAGGACAACAAAAGGACAACAAUAAAAAACUACAAUAAGUGAUUUGGGUGAACUGACCCCUUAAGUUUCCUUGAAUUGGCAGACAGACUUAUGAAUAAAAGGCAAUUUAAAAAUGCUCUUAAAUCUUAGUUGCUGUCUCAGUAAAGAACAUUUUUUGUUUUCUCACUGGAGAGAAUUUCCCAUCCACCACUCCUUUACACCAUUGCCAUAGAAACAGCUCCACAGUGGCCUGUAAUUUCCAAAUUUAUUUCCUUAACUUUGUCCUUUUAUUCCUUUGAUUUGAGGCGUAAACUGGCACAUCCUCUAGUUAACUACCUAUGCAGCAAGUGAAGCUGCUCAUAAUGAACGUGGAUGGAUUUAAUGGCACAAAACUCCCUCUGCUGACUCAUGCUGCGUUCCAGUUACCUCGUAAGUCUGAUGUCGGAGCUGGGAAUGACGAGUUGACGGCGUUCCAGUAAAUAAGCCAGAAAACCAAGAUGGACACCUACUGUUAGCUGCUGUUAGCUGUUGUUUACAAUUGUCAGCUGUUGUCAGCCGUUGUCAGUUGUUGUUGGCCAUAGUCAGUUGUUGUUGGCCGUUGUCAGCUGUUGCUAGUUGUUGUUAGCUACACCAGUUGUAAACAACACAUAACACAGUAUUUUACUCUUGCGAACACCAUGUUCACAGUUAGACGUUGGGCAGAACAACAUAUACCACUUGAUUAAUUUCACAAAAACAAAACAGAAGUGUGAAAAUAUAAUACAUUACAAGAGCUUUCACUGUUACUCUUUACUGUUGAUGCAUUGCGCUGCCAUCUUGGAUUAUGUUUCAGAGUCAGAAAUCUGAUUUCAGAGGGGCGUUCCAGAUGAAUUUCUGAGUCGGAGCUCAGAAAUUUCAUGCUCCAAGAAUGCAGAAUUAGAUGCAGAUGUGUCCCCUUUCUGGUAUUUCUUGAAUACAAGAUAGUAUAAAGUGACCAGAUAGUUAUGCAAAUUAGAAUCCUGACAUAGUGAGCAGGACCUCAAUGAGGAGCAGGGAGGUCUACUGAAAAAAUAACAUAACCACCCAUAGCCUAUACUUUAUCAUGCUUAUUACCCAGCUAACAACAGGACAAAAGGUUGCGCCACGUUUUCCCGUUACAAGCAAUCAGGGCAAAGUAGCUUAUCGGAUGACUCUCACAUAUGUGACCGCUAACUUAAGUGAUUUCCUGACUCUGAAGACCAGCCUGAGACUGAAACUAUAAAUUUCCCAGACAGUUUAGUGAUUGAGGAUGCUCACAGGAGUCAAUGUUUUUUGCCACAGUGACUACAGGCAGGGGUGAAAUGUGACUAUAUUUAUGAACAACAUGAUGUGGUAGAUCAGGUUGUCUUCUUGCUGACGAGACUUAUGCUGCGUUUGAGUUGCCUCAGAAGUCAGAUGUUGGAGCUGAAAAUGACGUCACACCCAAGUUCCCAGCGAUUCAGUUACCAAGUUGGAAAAAAGCAAAAUUAAAGGCCUGAAACAAGAUGGUUACAUCUAUGAAAGUCAUUUUAGCGCUUGCCUUAUAUCCGACAAGGCAUGCGCUUAAGUAACUUUCGUAGAUGUAGCCAUCUUGUUUCUGCCUCCGAUUUCAUUUUAAGCCUGGACUUCUGACUUCUGAGCUAACUCGACUCAGCAUUAAUUACCAUUGUUAUUGUUUUGACCAAUUUGAAUCAAGUAUUUAUCAGAGCCGUAUAAUAACAGGGGAAGAACUUACAAUCAUAACUACAUGAUAAUCCCCUUUCAGCUGCAGGUUGUGUGUAAAUUUCUCUGGGGCAACAUGUUUAAAUGUGAGAUAUCUGACAUGUAGAAGGAAUGACAAAUAUAUAAGUACAGUAUAUAUGUAAAAACUCCACUCCAGUUUAAUUGUAAAACACCAUUUGUGAUGUAUUGUAAGUACAGACACAGUGAGAGAUAUCUCAGUGUGCACUAACACUACCUUUCUCUGUGUGCAACUGUAGCUCUACUGAGGAAACUAAUAAAGACAAAGCAUUUCUGACAUAAUGCUAAUGGUAUGUAUGA
Molecule: messenger RNA, 12534 nt
Organism: Xyrichtys novacula (pearly razorfish)
Lineage: Eukaryota; Metazoa; Chordata; Actinopteri; Labriformes; Labridae
Source: the annotation of a GenBank genome assembly